Molecule: messenger RNA, 1845 nt
Organism: Camelus dromedarius (Arabian camel)
Lineage: Eukaryota; Metazoa; Chordata; Mammalia; Artiodactyla; Camelidae
Product: organic anion transporter 7
Exons: 10
Coding region: 150-1805 (551 amino acids)
Biological process (GO): transmembrane transport
Molecular function (GO): transmembrane transporter activity
Source: RefSeq, a predicted model, not a curated record
UUGUUGUGAGACGGGUCCCAUUGAGUUAACGCUGGGAUCAGGAUCAAUACACACCUGGUGUGUGACAUAGUGAAAGGAAACUUUUUCUGCCUUUGAACUUCUCUCAGUAGUCAUCUUGCCUCCCCUUGGGGAUCACCUGCUCAGCCUCGAUGGCCUUUCAGGAGCUCCUGGAUCAAGUUGGAGGCCUGGGGAGAUUCCAGAUCCUUCAGAUGGUUUUCCUUUGUAUCUCCAGCCUCAUAGUGUACCCUCAUAUACUACUGGAGAACUUCACUGCAGCCGUCCCUGGUCAUCGCUGCUGGGUCCACAUCCUCGACAAUGACACUGACUCUGCUAAUGGCACCGGGACCCUCAGCGAAGAUGCCCUCCUGAGAAUCUCCAUCCCACUGGACUCAAACCUGAGGCCAGAGAACUGUCGUCGCUUCCGCCACCCCCAAUGGCAGCUCCUUCACCUGAACGGGACUUUCCCCAAGACUGAGCUAGACACUGAGCCCUGUGUGGAUGGCUGGGUGUAUGACCGAAGCUCCUUCUCCUCCACCAUCGUGACUGAGUGGGACCUGGUAUGUGAAUCUCAGUCACUAAAAUCAUUGGCCAAAUUCUUAUUCAUGGCUGGAAUGCUGGUGGGAAGCAUCAUAUAUGGUCAUUUAUCAGACAGGUUUGGGAGAAGGUUAAUGCUCAGAUGGUGUUUGCUCCAGCUCGCCAUUGCUGAUACCUGUGCAGCCUUUGCUCCCACCUUCCUCAUUUACUGCUCACUGCGCUUCUUGGCUGGGUUUUCUACCAUGAGCAUCCUGACAAAUAGUUCCGUGCUUAUUGUAGAAUGGACAAUACACCGAUUCCAAGCCAUGGGAAUGGUAAUGGCAAUCUCUGCCGCUUGUGUGGGACAGAUCAUCCUGGGAGGACUGGCUUUUGCCAUUCGAGACUGGCUCACACUUCAGCUGGUGUUUUCUGUACCAUUAUUUGUCUUCUUUCUUUCCUCAAGGUGGCUGGCAGAGUCUGCUCGGUGGCUGAUUAUCACCAACAAACCUGAGGAGGGCUUAAAGGAACUUAAAAAAGCUGCGCACAGGAAUGGAAUAAAGAAUGCUGGAGACACCCUAACCAUUGAGGUCGUGAGGUCCACCAUGCAGGAGGAGCUGGAGGCAGCACAGACCAGACCUUCUGUAUUUGACUUGUUCCGCACACCCAACAUGCGUAAAAGGAUCUGUCUCCUGUCUUUUGUGAGAUUUGCCAACUUCAUGUCAUUUUUUGGCCUGACUCUCCACCUCCAGUACAUGGGGAACAAUGUUUUCCUGUUCCAGAUUCUCUUUGGUGUAGUCAACCUCCCAGCCAAUUAUGUUGCAUUUUUGGCACUGAAUCACUUGGGCCGUCAAGUAAGCCAGACACUUUUCAUGUCUCUCCUUGGAAUCUCCAUCCUGUCCAUCACAUUUGUGCCUCAAGAAAUGCAGACUCUCCGUGUGGCUUUGUCCGCUUUGGGAGUAGCAGUUUCUUCUGUGGCUCUUCUGUGUUCUUUUACCCAUGGAAAUGAACUAAUGCCCACCAUCAUCAGGGUAACAGCUACAGGAAUCAUGGGAAUUGCUGCUAAUAUUGGGGCAGCCCUGGCUCCCCUCUUGAUGAUCCUAACGGUGUAUUUUCCCCACCUACCUUGGAUCAUCUAUGGAGUCUUCUCCAUCCUCGCUGGACUUGUCGCCCUACUCCUUCCUGAAACCAGGAAUCAGCCUCUGCCUGACUCUAUCCAGGAUGUGGAAAAGGAGAGAAAAGGCUCAAGAAAAGCAAAGCAGGAAGAUACCUUCAUAAAAGUGACACAGUUUUAAGUAAUUCCAGGAACUAACUCUAAAAUCAAAGAGCAAGAUA